Molecule: messenger RNA, 919 nt
Organism: Chilo suppressalis (striped riceborer)
Lineage: Eukaryota; Metazoa; Arthropoda; Insecta; Lepidoptera; Crambidae
Source: the annotation of a GenBank genome assembly
AGUCCUUUUAUCGUACAGGCAACAUUAUGCACAUUUUUAGAGAAGUUACUUCGAUUUUUAUUUGCGAAAUACCCACCGAGCCUAGGCGGUCGGUGCAUUCCGGUGAACUUUCAUUCUUUUUUCGUGCGCGGCAACUAGCACAUAGCUCUCAACAAAAAGUUACAAUAUUUCUAGGUAUUUCAAAUUCAUCAUGCCUAAGCGUAAGGCUGAUAAGAUUGAAUAUUAUAAAAACAAAAUCAAAAAGUUGCAAAAUGAGUCUCAAAAUAGACACCGUCGUGUCAUUGAGUAUUCAUCGUCUUCUUUGUCGGACUCUGAAGCAAAUCAAUAUGUCGGAACGUCACAAAAUGAAGUAAUGCAUAAUACUACCCAUACGGUAAUCGCCGCACGUACGGAGGACCUUGCGGAGGUGCUCACAUCCGAAGUACAUCCUUCUGAGCAGCCAUUGGAGGUUCCAGAACUAGACGUGGAUCUCUUACUCGCUCUGGAGGACGCUACUGACGAGCAACCCGGUUUUGGAGAAAAUAUUCAUCAAUUCCUUGCCCAACGAUGGCUCCCCAUUUUGAAAAAAGAGUUAGCAAAAGAGGUCAAGGAAAAACUUCUCAAAGAAUAUUUAAUACCGGAAAAUUGUAACUUACUUAAAGCCCCGACAUUAAAUGCCGAGAUUUCGGCAGCAGUUGUAGAUGUUGUCCCAAACCGGGACAAGAACAUAUUAAUAAAACAAUACCAGCUCGGACAAGGUAUUGCUACUAUCAGUAAAGCGAUUACUUUGCUUCUCUUAGGAGAUGACAAAGUACAAGCUAUUAAGGUGCUCACAGAUGGAUGUCGAAUUCUCACGAAUUUACAUUAUGAUGAGACACAAGUUAGAAAUCAACCAACAAAGGAAGGGCCAACAAUUAAAGAAAUCUAUUGCAUCUUUUAA